Molecule: messenger RNA, 768 nt
Organism: Trametes versicolor FP-101664 SS1
Lineage: Eukaryota; Fungi; Basidiomycota; Agaricomycetes; Polyporales; Polyporaceae
Exons: 1
Coding region: 1-768 (255 amino acids)
Source: RefSeq, a predicted model, not a curated record
AUGGACAAGAUGUGGCCCAUCAAUUAUCAGCGACUCGUCCUACCGUGCUCUUUCCAAGACCUUUUCGACAACAUCUUCGUUCUCUGGGCCCUCACGCUGACGAUCCUAGACAUCGUCUACAUCAUCUAUCGCGCCAUUCGCGCUCCCGUCGCACCAAAAGAGCCUCACCCUGAUACCAUCGCGUGCAAAGAAAUAGAACGGGUCGCCGAAACCGCAGUAAAGAGCCUGGACGAAGCCAUAGCGCGCGUGGGGGCCGAGCAGGCGCGGAACAUGGACGCGUGGCGCGCCGGCGGCGAGCGCAAGUACGACGCGAUGCUCUACCUGAGCGUCGACUCGAUCGCUUGCGAGGGCAAACACAUCGUCGCGGAAGCGGAGCUUGCGAAGGCCCAGAUUGCCAACACCCGCAUGCGAAGGACGCUGGAUUUCGCGGACAAACAAAGGCAGGCUGCGGUGGCGCAGUGCUUGGAGGCCUGUAUCCAGGCGAAGGCCGAGAAAGAGAAGACGCUAGAGCGGCUGAAGAGGACAGAAGCAGCGCUGGCGAGCCAGGAGGACCGCAACGUGGAGCUCAAGAAGAAGUACGGCGAACUCGAGGCCGUGCGGAAGAGGACGGAGGAGCAGAUGAAGAAGGUCAUGCGGGAGAAGGACGAGUUGGUGGACACAUCCGCGAAGGAGAAGGAGGAGCUCGAGCAAGCCCUGCACCGCAAGGGCCCGAGGGAGCUCAAGGCUGCGCUGGAGGACUUCAUGACCGUGCGGUCCGACUCCCAGUGA